Molecule: messenger RNA, 959 nt
Organism: Brachypodium distachyon (stiff brome)
Lineage: Eukaryota; Viridiplantae; Streptophyta; Magnoliopsida; Poales; Poaceae
Product: photosystem I reaction center subunit XI, chloroplastic
Exons: 2
Coding region: 132-761 (209 amino acids)
Biological process (GO): photosynthesis
Cellular component (GO): chloroplast thylakoid membrane; photosystem I; photosystem I reaction center
Source: RefSeq, a predicted model, not a curated record
CGCCAGAUUUUCUCCACUCCCCCUGCAGCAUCUAAAGAUCACACACACUCUAAUUCGGCCACCUCGAUCAACAUCCCAUUCGCAGCAGAGAGUUGAGCGUCUGUACGUGCUAGACUGAGGGAAAAAUCAAGAUGGCUACUGCGUUUGCUCCCCCGAUGGCAAGCCAGCUGAUGAAGAGCAGCCUGGCGUGCUCCAAGCCCAGGGGCCUAUCCGGUGCUUCCCUGACGAGGAGGCCCCGCUUCGUCGUCAAGGCUAUCAAGCCCGACAAGGCAACGUACCAGGUGGUGCAGCCCAUCAACGGCGACCCAUUCAUCGGCAGCCUGGAGACCCCGGUGACGUCGAGCCCGCUGGUGGCGUGGUACCUCUCGAACCUGCCGGCGUACCGGACGGCCGUGAGCCCGCUGCUCCGGGGCAUCGAGGUGGGCCUGGCCCACGGGUACCUCCUCGUGGGCCCCUUCGCGCUGACGGGCCCGCUCCGCAACACCCCCGUGCACGGGCAGGCGGGCGCCCUGGGCGCCGCGGGCCUCGUCACCAUCCUCAGCCUCUGCCUCACCAUGUACGGCGUGUCGUCCUUCGACGAGGGCGCGCCGUCCACCGCGCCCACGCUCACGCUCACGGGCCGCAAGAAGGAGGCCGACAAGCUGCAGACGGCCCAAGGGUGGUCGCAGUUCACCGGGGGGUUCUUCUUCGGCGGCAUCUCCGGCGUCCUCUGGGCUUACUUCCUCCUCUACGUGCUUGACCUCCCCUACUUCUUCAAGUAGAAAGAGUUUUGUGAUGGUGAUAUGCAUCGGGUAGAUGAUGAUUCGCGUCAAUGUUUGUUGUACUUGUAAGUUGUAAACUUGUUACUUGGGGGUGUUGAUUUCUCAGCUGGCCGGGUGAAAUCGAUUUACACAUGGACCAAUGCAAUAUUGUAUAUUUCGAAAAGGAAAUGUUCCAUUGUCAUAAGGAUAGGAUGCAAA